GUCCAUGGGAAGUGCAUGUGCAGACACAACACAGCGGGGGACCACUGUGAGAAGUGUGCACCGCUAUUCAACGAUCAGCCUUGGAAGCCAGGAGAUGGAAAAACAGGGGCACCAAAUGAAUGCAGAAAGUGUCGCUGCCACAGCCAUGCUGAUAGCUGCCACUUCGACCUGAGCGUGUGGCUGGCAUCGGGAAAGCGCAGCGGGGGAGUCUGCGACAACUGCAAGCACAACACAGAGGGACACCGGUGCCAGCGGUGCAAACCGGGGUACUACCGAGAUAGAAGUAAACCCAUGUCUUCUGCAGAGGUCUGCAAACAUGGCAGGCAACUGUACCCCAAACUUGAAAUCCUGAGAUUUGCUGAGUGGCUACUAGUUUUGCUGGUCCUGCAGAUGUCAUCAGUUCCUACUGACUUCUACAGCUACGACAAUGAACCAUUCUUUAACAUCCCCAUUGGAGGACGAAUCCCUGACCUUGUGCAAAUGCCAACUAAUGAGAGUGAAGAUGAGUGGAAAUGGAAUGACCAUGAGCAGGGAUUUUCUGCACUGAGACACCCAGAAAAGUGUGUAUGCAAAGAGAGGGUGCUUGGAAGCGUCACUGAUUUCUGCCAAAUGAAAUAUGCCUACGUGAUAAAAGCAAGAAUCCUAUCAGCUCAUGACAAAGGAACCCAUGCAGAAGUUGUCGUGAAAGUGAAGAAGGUCCUGAAAUCAGGCAAAGUAAAAAUUGCUCGGAGCAACAGAAGCAUUUACCCGGAAUCCUGGACCAACAGGGGAUGUACCUGUCCCAUUCUCAAUCCUGGUACUGAUUAUCUCAUAGCAGGCCAGGAGGACUCUAGGACCAACAAACUCCUUGUGAAUAUGAACAGUUUGGUGAAACCUUGGAAAGCAUAUUUGGGAAAACAAGUGGCAGACAUUCUUCGAACGGGAUGCAAGUAA
Molecule: messenger RNA, 933 nt
Organism: Tinamus guttatus (white-throated tinamou)
Lineage: Eukaryota; Metazoa; Chordata; Aves; Tinamiformes; Tinamidae
Source: RefSeq, a predicted model, not a curated record